Molecule: messenger RNA, 3227 nt
Organism: Pararge aegeria (speckled wood butterfly)
Lineage: Eukaryota; Metazoa; Arthropoda; Insecta; Lepidoptera; Nymphalidae
Product: protein suppressor of hairy wing-like
Exons: 1
Coding region: 204-3059 (951 amino acids)
Cellular component (GO): nucleus
Source: RefSeq, a predicted model, not a curated record
GCAGUGAUCUGGGAUGGUACCUGCCAUAGCCCAUAGAUAGCUUCGCUUUGUUUUGACUUAUACUAGGUGUUCGAAAUCAAAUAAGUGGAAAAUGGAAAUUAGUGCUACGAUGCAUGUUGCCUGCCUGGAGAGUUCUAUUUCUGAAACCUUAUUAGUGUCGUAAAGAUUCGCAGCGAAUCACAACACCCUGUAUAUUUACCAACAUGGAUAUUGAGAUGGGAUCAAUAGAUUUGCUUGAUGAUGAGUUAUUGUGCACGAUUUGCUAUGCCGAAUUCCUCGAUAAGGAAGACUUGGACAUCCAUGUGAACCAAUUACACCUGACUGAAGCCCGCAAGAAUCGGUUUUGUAGUAUAUGCACAGUAAUUUUUCCCGAUAUCAAUGAAUACGCUUUGCACCUAAGAAACCAUCACAUCCUUAGCUUAAAAUGCUGUAAGUACUGUUUUAGGUUGUUUAAAACAGCCAUAGAACUGCAAGAGCACGAAAAUAAACAUAACUCAACGGUUUUGUACCCGAAAAUAUCAUGUUCGCAUUGCAAAUUCAUUUUUGAUACGAAGAAAGACUUAAGGAAUCAUGAGUUAAAAGAGCAUGUGAAUUCUGAUGAUGGAUUCAUCUUAAAAAACUGUUUGCCCCUACUGUCUUUGGGACUGUGUAUGAACGCCAAUGAUUUUCUCGCUGCAGCAUACUGUAACCUGCCCUAUGUAUGCGGGGUGUGUAAUUUAACAACAAUGGACAUAAAUAUAUAUUUACAGCACUUGUUUGAUAAUAAAUGUCAAGGUAGGGUAUGCAAUGAAUGCAGUAAUGUAUAUAAAAAUAAAUCUGUACUUAUAGGUCAUAUGCAGGAACAUUUUUAUAAAGACAGUUUAAAGCAAUUGGAAGUGUCCAAGCAGUGUCCAAAAUGCAAGCAGCCCUUUAAUACCAAUUCACUUAAGUCACACUUAAAAAACUGUGCAGGAUUGACUUGUGUGCUUUGUGACUUACCUUUUAGUUCAGUAAAUGAUUUCACAACUCAUAGACUUGCUGAGCAUGGAUCCUGGACGCUGUCGUUAAAAGUCUGUAUUUAUUGCCGACGAACAAUGGCGGGUGCAAAAGCCAUGGAGAAACAUAUAGAAAGAGUUCAUAAAAAUGACAAACACUUAUAUAAAUAUCACUGUACGGACUGUAAUAGAUUGUUUAAGCAUCCUAAAUUGUUGUUUGCCCAUUUCUACUCUAAACAUAAGGAUUUGAAUCCAUACACUUGUAAGAUUUGUGAUCAAAAAUUUAGAUUACGAAAGAACUUCACAUUGCAUAUCAAAUUGACCCACAAAAGUGUAGGCUUUGUUGAAUUUGAUGAAAAUUUCCAAGUAUUUUUCACGGAUAAGAAAUCUGAUAAGCAAUCUAAUAACAGUCAUAAAGUACUUGAGAAGUCUGUGGAUGAAAAUAAUGAAGAAGAUGAAACAGAUUAUGAAAUCAACCAAAAAUGUGAAGACUCAGAUAGUUUAUGUGAAGAUAGAUGUAAAAUUGAAAUUGAAAAUUUAAAUAACAAGUGUAAUGAAUAUACAGCAGAAAAACCAAAAGAAGAAUCAUGUGUACUUUCAGUUGAGGUUAAGACAGAACAUUUGGAUGAUGAAAAAACAAAGAACAAACAAUUUAGAAUUGUAGAAGUUAAUGUUAAUGAGACAGAUAAUGUAGCGAAUGAUAAUUUUACCAAAGAAGAAACUGGUGAUUUUACAACUGAUUGUGAAGGAAUAGAAAAACCUAUAGAGAAUCCAGUAAAGAAACCAGUGCUAAAACGUAAAAGAAAGGCCUCUGUAAAAGCUAAAAUUCAAUAUGCAAAUGAUGAUGUAUCAUCUGAUGAUUCUGAUAUACCAUUAAAAUUAAUACGUGCAAAAACAUUGCAAAAGACUAAAAAGAGAAAGUUUAGUAGAAUGCCUUUAAAUAAGCCUUCCAAAACCAAAAAUUUCAUCUGCAAUACGUGCAACCGAAAUUGCUUUACAUUUCAGAAUUAUCACAGGCAUAUAGCAUUUCACAUUAAAAGGGGGACAAAAACCUGCAUCAAAUGUUACGCUAAAUUUGAUUCAAUAAAGAAACUUAAUGAACACAUAAAAAAAGAACAUUCCACAUCAAAACUAACCGAGACAUUAAAGAAAUUGUUAGAAAAACGUAAAACUACUGAUGCAAAUACAAAAGAAACAUUGGACGAAGAAGCUACUCUCUCAUCAGCUCAAAAAUUUCGUAAUACAAUCAAAAAGGUUAAGGUUGAAAGAAGUACAAGUAAAGUUACAAUGACACUUGUGGAUAAAGACAAAAUAUCUGUGAAAAAGUACUUAGAAAACUUUACACCGGAUAGUAAUGAAGUUAAAAUAAAUAUGCUGAAUAAUAUUCCUUCAGAUAAAACUAGUGUAAGAAGAUUAAGACAAUUGAUAAAACUAACUAAAUUCACUCCAGAACCAACCACCAAUAAAUCAGAAGUUGUGUCUUUAAAAAUGCCAGUAAAAUUUACUGAUGAUUUGAACGAAAAAUGUCAAGUGAGCAUUAAACUAGUAUCAGAUUAUGUCGCUCCAACUAUGAGAUUUGAUAAUCAAAUUGAGUGUUUAACAGGUGACAAUUACAUAAAUGCUUACGACAAUUGUGAUACAUAUGACAGCUUUGAAGCUGAAACUGGAGCCGAGAAUAAGGAAGUAAUUCCAGAGAUGGCUCAAGAAGUUAUGCUGGUUGGCACCGAAGAGCUUAAUAAUGUGCAUACUAUGGAUUUGCAGAACCUACCUGCAUGGCAUGAUGUGAGAAUUGCACAUCUAGCACCCGAGGCGCCGUACUUCAAGAUAACAAAUGUUAAUACUCUUGGACCCAAAACAGAGGAAGAUAUUGCACCUCCAGAUAAUAUAACUUUACCGAACGGUAAAAAGUUAGUCAGUGUCAAUCCAUUUGCUCAUUUACUUGACAAAAACAAGAUAGAUGAGCUCAAAAAAGGUAAGAAAAAGAAAUGCGGAUACAAACCUAAAUUAAAAAAUGUGGCUGAAGCAAUCACAAAGGCAAUGGAGAAACUAGAUAAAACACCUGUAAGAGACAAGAAGAGAUUUUAAAGAAGUUUUUAAUGUCGUGUAGUGCCAAAAUAUUGUAACUCAUUGCUGGCUUGAUGUGAGCAUUUUGUAAGCUAAGUCUAAAAUUUAAAGUGUACACUAACUUGUGUGUGGUUGAUAAAUAUAUUACUGCUUAAUAUGAGUGUGAAAAUAAACUUAACUUUAGACAUC